AUGGCGUCUGAAUUCAUAGGGUAUAAUGUUCUCGUGACCCUUCGGGCGCCGCCUGAUGCGACCAUCCAAGGAGAGGUUGCCAACGUCAUCGGUCAGCGCUUGAUGCUGCGAAACGUGACUCUGUCGUGGAGCCACCAGCAAUUACCCACCUAUUCCGUCGACGCCCCUGAUAUCGCGGACUUGUCUCUAGGUCCUUCUGCACACCAAGUGCCUCAACACCGUGAUGUGGUACAGGCAGUCCCUCCUGCUCCACAACCGCAGACCUUCCAAGAUCCCGCCAUCCUCAGCUUCUCGAAGCCUCCACAGCAGGUCACUCAACCAGCGGAGUAUCAGCGGUCUGACGGAUAUGUCCCACGACAAGCGCCAUUAACCGAAUCAUUCAGCAAACUGGAGCUGAGCGGGGAUAACCAUAUCGGAUCUUCAGGUAUACCUCAGGAAAAGGAAGCUCCUGAGGCUGUAACUGUGCCCACAGAAAGCUUCGUGCCGGGACAGGCUGCCCAACCUGCAAAGCAUGGCCGUCGAGUUGCUCAGAAGAAUGAGAAUUCGGCACCCCUAAACAAGCAUGAUGGAGCUACCAAUACAAACCCCAAGACUCGAGGUUGGCGCCAGACUGCGUUUGUAGAGCCAUCCUUCCCGCAACCCAAAUCGAACAAAGACAAGGACGCAGGCCUCAAUGGGCGACGUCGGAAGAAGAAGACCCGAGGCAAUUAUUCCGAGGACCCUAAUGGGUGGGCGACAGAAGAUGCCACAGACAUCCAGGAGAUGGGUGAUUUCGACUUCCAGAGUAAUCUCUCGAAAUUUGACAAGAGGCGGGUUUUCGAAGAGAUCCGCAAUGACGACACUACAGCUGACGAAGCUCGUCUGGUCAGCUUCAACCGGAGAGUCCCUAAGCCUGGAACUAAUGGCGGAAAGAACCUACACUGGUCAGAGAAUGUUCUUGACAGCCCGGAGAGUGAAGACGCUCUAUCGGAACAAGAGCCCAGUGAUGCGAAAAUGAGCGGCUCCAACUAUUCUGGGCGCGAACUAUCAAGGGGAUCAGCACGAAGCCAAACUGCGCGAAAAGGAAGCGCCAUCCUCGGGCAACCAUUAGUCUUGCCCCAGGUCAAUUCCAUUGGACGCAGCCAGUUAAGCACCUCGCGGACUACAAGCCCUCGGCCGAGUAAGAAUUCGGUGACGGCGUCACCCAUUACCGGACCUGGUGUUCCUGGGGCUUCACUGCGCCUCACCACCACCAAUAGGAGCUGUCCGACCGUGAGCCCAUUGCAGACCCUCGAAGUCGAGCAGAUUGCAGUUGCGGAGCUUGGUUUGACCGAGGACAUGAUCACGGAGAACGCUGGAAGAGGCAUUGCCGAAGCCGCAGUUGGUCUCUUGUCCAGCGAUGCUGCGGCCCCGACAAUGUUAGUGCUUACCGGUAACCAUCGCACCGGGGCCCGAGCUAUUGCUGCAGCCCGACAUCUUCGUAACCGAGGUCAUCGUGUGACAGUUUGUAUGCUGGGCAUUGAACAUGAGAAUGAACUGCUGGAGAACUGCCGCAAGCAGCUGGAGGUGUUCAAGAAGAUCGGUGGGCGCGUGCAUCGAUGGGAGGACCUUGCUGUGCGACUCUCGGCGUCAGACUUCAAUCCUGACCUGGUGGUGGAUGCACUGUUCGGUAUCCAUUUGGCUUUCGAUGAUCUCCGCACCGAUGAUCAAGCCACAGCUUUCGAGAUGAUUUCCUGGGCCAACCGAAGCAACCUGGGCGUCCUAUCAGUAGAUGUUCCUUCCGGUUUGUCUGCUUCCAAUGGUGAGGAAACCAUGGUCGAUGGUGGUCGACUUUGUGUCGACUCGACCUCAGUAGUAUGCCUUGGUGCACCCAAGACUGGGAUACUACAUGCUUUGCUUGCCCAGGAAGGCCCAUCCUGGAAGCUUUCAGUGGCAGAUAUCGGCAUACCUCAAAUCGUUUGGCGGAAAUACGGCACCCGACGACGACAUGGAAUUGACUUUGGUAAUCGCUGGGUUGUUCCUCUGCGCUACCAGCCGUCAUCUGCGUGA
Molecule: messenger RNA, 2028 nt
Organism: Aspergillus terreus NIH2624
Lineage: Eukaryota; Fungi; Ascomycota; Eurotiomycetes; Eurotiales; Aspergillaceae
Product: mRNA decapping enhancer EDC3
Exons: 3
Coding region: 1-2028 (675 amino acids)
Biological process (GO): P-body assembly; deadenylation-independent decapping of nuclear-transcribed mRNA
Cellular component (GO): P-body
Molecular function (GO): mRNA binding
Source: RefSeq, a predicted model, not a curated record